CACCCGUGUUUCUCUGUUGUACCAUCAAGUCAUUUUUCUACAUCUUCUCAGUGAAAAAAGUGAAAUAGAACACGUUGCGACCACUUGAACCCCAAUAUUUAUUAGAGUUACCCCCACGGAUAUUUCCGAUCCAAGUAGCUAUCCAUCGAUGGAAGUAGAGGAGUUUUGUGUGUCGUUCCGGGCGGAGCGCGGGUACAAGUUUGCGCACACCUCCGCGACGGGCGCGGAUGAAAUUCGGGCCUUGCGGGUGGUCGAAGCGCUGAGCUCAGGCAGUGCCGAGUCCGGAGAGGACCAACUCCGCUACCAUGACUUGUUCUCGACCUUGCUGGGCGCUCUGCGCGGGCAGUCACCGGCCGAGAAGGAGCAUGAAGUUCUUGCAGGUCGAGGAAUUAUGCCGCUCCAAGUGCCGUCGAAUUCUUCAAACGGGAUCAUGCAAGAUGGUCAACCAUCAACCGUAGCAGGGGGGGCGGGACCUACUGUAGUAAUGCAGGGACCUUCACACUCGCAGUCCGGGAGUCCAGGCGACAUGAUGCUGAGUCCCGGACAAGAGCAGCGGGAGGUACUAUCGAGUGCAGCGGGCUCGCCGGAUCAGCCCCUGCAGCGAACGCCGGACCAGCAUCGGCUGCAUCCGGAUGGUCAUAAUUUCGCCGGCUCUCCGCAGCCCAGCGCCAGUUUGUCCGCUACAAACGGCCCGCAGCAGCAACAGUCCUCUAGCGCGCACUCCCCGGACCAGCUGAAUCAUGCGCUAGUUCUGGCCGAGGAUCAGCCGUUUGCCUUGCAACAAGGAUCUGGUCAUCUGCCUUUCGUGCAAUUGGCCGGCCGCCGUCCACGGGUGAUCGCGCCGAGGUGUGGCGACUUUAUCUCUAGUAAUAGACAAGUGAAGAUGAACACAGCUGCAAAUAACGGCCUGGCCGUCGACGUGCUGGGAGGGGUGCCAAGUUCCGUCGCAAACGCGAGCAAGUUCUCCAACAACUCCAACGCGCCGAACAAGGCGUUUCUGAGUUUCCUCGACGGGCCGCGGAUCCACAUCAUCCGCAAGAACAAGCCGGUCACGUUAUCCUGAGUAAAAACGUACCCACACCAGAAUUGUAAUGCAGAUUUGCAAAGACAGGAAGACUUGUAACGCGCAUCCCCAUGAGAGCCAUUUCCAAUCGUGUUUUGGAAUUUGUGAUGCUGUGAGCAGGAUGAGCAGAUGAGUCUGUGAUGCGGCUGCACUUGCUAACCUGCACUACAGUGCAAAGCGCAACUUGUCAUGCGUGACUCACAAAGCUCCUAGGGUUGUGCUGCAGAAUCCCCAUCCUGACUCGACGUGCUGGGAGGGGUGCCAUUGCGCCAUUUUUCCAGUAGCAUGCCGCUCAAGUGCCAACAGGGCGAGAGCCCUGCAAGACCGGGCUGCGAAUGUAAGAAAUCGGGAAAAAAAUGCCGUAUACCUGCGCAAUUCCUUAUAUGUGAAUAACAAGGUGGGCGGGCGGGGUUCUUCACAUUUUUGGAAACGCCCACCGCCCCGACACAAACAGUAUUCUUGGAAGCGGAGGGGGGGCGCGGGACCCCCAUCAAGUCGCCGCGGCGCGAAGCCGCAAAUCCUUGGGCCACGUCUACCACCAGAAGUAUUCCGCCCGGGGGCCGCUCCAUGAGUCCAUGAGUCCAAAAAAAAAAUGGGGGCCGGGCAAAAAAAAAAAAAAAUCCCCAUCCUGACUCUGGUGUGGGUACGUUUUUACUCAGGAUACACGUACUUGCUCGACAUCCAGGAUUUUUCCUGCGCGGAUUGGCAACCCAACUGCCGAACAGGGACGCUGGCACUCAGCGCCGGCUCGCACGUGUUCCUCUUUCGGUUGAACCUCUUUCACGACAGUCUCGAGCAAAUUGCGCAGUUUCGGCUGCCCAGCAACCGGCGGGUGCUGGACUUGAAGUGGUCGCCGGACGGGAGGAGACUGCUGGCCGUGGACUUCUUCGGCCACUACCAUGUCUGGGAGCACGCAUCGCGGUUGCAACGACCCAUCACGCUGAAACCGCCACUGAAGGGCGUGCUGGCGGGACCUAUAUCCUGGUUGAGCAGCAAAUUUUCGAAGAAAAAUAAAAAAGGUGCAACAUCAUCUUCUGCAAAGAAGAACGACAGCGACAAUAAUGCAGCGGCGGAGAGAAAUAAAAACUCUUCGGCCACUACUGGCGCUCCAGUAUCGCAAAUACUGUGGAACCCGGAAGGCAACAUGUUCUGCGGGUUCUCGGACAGUGGGCACCUGGAAAUUUGGGACGCGGUCAGGUACGAGCGCGUGUUCGAAAUGAGCGACUUGGAUUUGAAGCCGCGGAUCGCCGGAAACGUGCCCCAGCGAGGCAGCUUCGUGUUCGGGUUAGAAGGCGAAGAAGGCGGGAACAUGUAUGAGGUAAGAAACAGAGGCAGCACUUAUGUCUCAAUAUGCUUUUUUUCUUCGUCAAUGAAUCAGCAUGUGUGAUUUAGUUCACAUUUAUCGUGACACCCAAACAAUCAACCAAACCCAUCACCAGGUUCCGUGGCGACUCCGUGACAUGCGGGAGAUUUUGGAGGUUCAUCUAGGCUUCUCCCUUGAAAACGAACGUUUGAUGGACGUGGUCAUAGACGCGACGACGCACAGCCGCCUCGGUCUCGUCCUCGACAAAGGUGUCGCUGUCUGCGACCUCUGGACCUGCGCUAGAGAGGACCCAAUGCGGGAUCUGAAGCCGCUGGUAUGUACUUUAGUUGCCUUUUAAAUGAUAGAAGACCACUUUUCGGAUGAUAUGCUGAAAGCAGCUUCACUUUUGAAAAAAGGAGAGAUAGAUGAAUGAUCACGCACGCAAAUGUCCACCUCUACACUGAAAAACGAACCAAACCAGGCAUCCUGGCCAAGCAGAUACGGCGAGACAGACCGAUCGGGGAAUUUGCUUCUUCGCGACACCAAAACCUACACAGCGGACAAUUUCCGUCCGCUGACGAUGAACUUCUGCAUGCACUCGAAGGACAGCGCCCUGGCGUCCGUUCUCUGGGAGAACGGAACUUUGGACACGUACGCCGUUUCUUGAAACAGCCACGCAAGGUGGACUACAUAAACAAAAACAAACGCAUACAGACAUUUUUUUCACCUCACUUUUUUCUGCGCGACAUAAGUAAGAUUUCAAAAACAACGAAGCAAAAAAUGCAUAGGAAGAGCAACAC
Molecule: messenger RNA, 3166 nt
Organism: Amoebophrya sp. A120
Lineage: Eukaryota; Dinophyceae; Syndiniales; Amoebophryaceae
Source: the annotation of a GenBank genome assembly